UAAGUAAAAAUAUUGAGAUAAGGGCAGAGUAGUCGAGUACCUCUCGUUGUCUCCUCCGCUCCUUGCCUCCUUGCGCCGCCGCCAAGACGAGUCGCGGCUGAACAGGGGAGGGCCGGGCGGCGAUCUCCAUCGCAGCGGAGGGGAGGGGAUCCUGGUGCGUCCUCUUUCUGAUUCCUCUCUCUCUCUCUCUCUCCCACCCCACCGGGACUGGAAUUUGCUUGCGCUUCUCUUCUAGAUCUUCUCCUCCUCCUUAAUUUGAUAGCCUUAAACCUCUCUUAAAUAAUUCAAGGAAUAACAGUUUGUUUGUUCACCCAAAAGUUUGGGGGUUCAACUGAACCCCCAUGUCCCAAGUUGGAUCCGCCCCUGAUUUUUGGGAAGCCUUUGCAAUUGGAACACAGAAGGGGGUUCUGUCCCAAAACCAACUUCUGGCCAGUUUGAUCAAGCAAUACCACAUCGAGGCAGUACCCUUCAGAAAGAAUUAGCUUGUAACCCUUAUCUGCCCACCAUUGUGCCGUCAGUGGGGCACCAUGACUGUUCACCCGGCCUAUCUGACAAUUCUAUGUCUAAGGAAGAUGCUAUGUCAACUGGUGAUUCAACGGAAAGCCUUGAUAUUGAUUGCCUUGAUGAUGGGGACUCCGAAGUGGUAUCUUCCUUGCAACAUUUGGCAGAUGAUAAGCUUCAUAUUUCUGACAACAGGGAUGUUGCAGGUGUGGCAUCCAAAUGGACGAAGCAUGGUUGUAAUUCAGUAGAAAUUGAUUAUAUCGUCGACAUUGACAACAACCAUGAGGAUCCACAGCUGUGUGCAACUCUUGCUUUUGACAUUUACAAGCACUUGCGAGUGGCUGAGACCAAGAAAAGGCCUUCAACAGAUUUUGUGGAAACCAUUCAGAAGAACAUUGACACAAGCAUGAGGGCAGUGUUAAUAGACUGGCUUGUGGAAGUCACAGAAGAAUAUCGGCUUGUACCUGAAACCUUAUACCUCACAGUCAAUUACAUUGACCGGUAUCUCUCGAGCAAGGUGAUCAAUCGGCGGAAAAUGCAAUUACUUGGUGUCGCUUGCCUGCUUAUAGCUUCUAAGUAUGAAGAGAUAUGCCCACCCCAAGUAGAAGAGCUCUGCUAUAUUUCUGACAAUACAUACACUAAGGAUGAGGUUUUGAAAAUGGAAGCUUCUGUCCUGAAAUACUUGAAGUUUGAGAUGACUGCACCUACAACAAAAUGCUUUUUGAGGAGAUUUCUACGAGCUGCUCAAGUAUGCCAUGAGGCUCCAGUUUUGCAUCUUGAGUUCCUAGCUAAUUACAUUGCGGAGCUAUCACUUCUGGAGUACAGCUUAAUUUGCUAUGUACCGUCACUUAUAGCUGCGUCUUCUAUUUUCUUGGCGAAGUUUAUCCUUAAGCCAACAGAGAAUCCUUGGAAUUCAACACUUUCAUUCUACACACAAUACAAACCAUCCGACCUAUGCAAUUGUGCAAAAGGACUACACCGGCUUUUCUUGGUUGGCCCUGGAGGCAACCUUCGAGCAGUUAGAGAAAAAUACAGUCAACACAAGUACAAAUUCGUAGCAAAGAAGUACUCUCCACCAUCAAUUCCAGCAGAGUUUUUCGAAGAUCCAAGCAGCUACAAGCCUGAUUAACUCCAGUUACUCCCUGAAGUCUUGCAGUAGCCCCGAAUGGUAGGCUGAUUUGUACAGAUUGCUCAUGCGCAAGGCAAGCACACGCCACGCGCCCUUGUGUUAGCAGAUUGGUAGAUUGUACAUUGUAGAUGAAGUGGUAGAGCUGUACAUCAAGUUGGCCUCAUUUGUGUAUGCACGGCAAGUGCAUUUCUCUGGCGGCGGCUUGCUUACAACCACAGUGCAUAAAGCUGCUAGUCCUUUCCUACUCUAUCCAUUUUGCUUGCUCCAAGCUUGUUUGAUAUGAUUUUACCGUGUUACUGUAAACAAAAUGGAUAUGCUGGAUAAGAGAUAAAUGCCUGAGGGCAAGUGAAGUAUGAAUAUAUUUGUCCUUCUCAGUGGGAUGAACUUGACUGUAGCUAUUCCUUUGACCUGAA
Oryza sativa Japonica Group (Japanese rice) is the source of this 2043-nucleotide messenger RNA. The record is from RefSeq and is a predicted model, not a curated record. Lineage: Eukaryota; Viridiplantae; Streptophyta; Magnoliopsida; Poales; Poaceae.